Messenger RNA from Pseudogymnoascus verrucosus, 3119 nucleotides. RefSeq names its product transcriptional regulator swi6 (gene SWI6). The record is from RefSeq and is a predicted model, not a curated record. NCBI's taxonomy places the organism in Eukaryota, Fungi, Ascomycota, Leotiomycetes, Thelebolales, Thelebolaceae. Gene Ontology annotation, molecular function: DNA binding; protein binding; transcription coactivator activity. Bases 256 to 2874 code for a protein of 872 amino acids. The transcript is spliced from 3 exons. Gene Ontology annotation, cellular component: MBF transcription complex; SBF transcription complex.
CCCCCACACAAAUUCCCACACGCCAGAGACACUUAUACUUCCUAUUUCGGUCGACGCGACGUGUUCUGCUUUUAUACUACCUGUACCGCGUUGUAAUAUCUUGUAAAUUACGAAUAGCCUCAUCCAUUUUAUGCGCCUACGCUUGCGCCGACUCGAGUCCCAACAACCCUGCUAGAGUCAACGGACCUCUACGCGCACCUCGCGACCGGCUCCAAUCUCAGUCACCCAAUUCUCCCCACGGCCUCUUCCUCCCUCAUGGCCUCGACGACCAUCGCCGCCUUCCCACCGUCGUCAAAUCCUUACCCUCGGCCUACGUCGUCGUCGCAGCACUCUCACCACCGCGCUCUCUCCUUCGCCUCCAACCAGAGCAACCACGAUACGGUAACCGGCCAAGUGUUGCCGGCCUCGUCAGCGCCAGCUCCGUCACCGUCGCCCUACAACCAAAACUCACAAAUGUCGUUCAGUAUGAGCCAGGGCUCGCAGGGCAACGGCCUGAUGAUGCAGCCGGGCGCCUACAGGCAGUUCGCCGACCAGAAUGCGCCAAGCAUGAGCGUUCCCGCGCCGCAAAUAUACUCAGCCGUAUACUCCGGAGUCGAUGUGUACGAAAUGGAAGUCAAUCGCAUCGCUGUCAUGCGCCGCCGCAACGAUAGCUGGCUCAAUGCGACCCAGAUCCUAAAAGUUGCCGGCAUUGAGAAAGGCAAGAGGACCAAGGUCCUGGAGAAGGAAAUUCUCAUUGGUGAGCAUGAGAAGGUCCAGGGAGGUUACGGAAAAUACCAGGGCACUUGGAUCAAGUUUGAGAAGGGAUUGGAGUUCUGCAGGCAAUAUGGCGUGGAGGAAAUUCUGCGGCCGCUCCUCACUUACGAUAUGGGUCAAGAUGGCGGGAUCGCUGGGCAUGGAGGUGUGGAUACUCCAACAAAGGAGCAAGCAAUGGCUGCAAACCGAAAAAGGCUAUAUAAUGCUGGGAAUGAAGCUCGUCUGAGCGGGCAAUCCGGGACCUUUUUCAAGAAUAUCUCCUCAACAGCCUCCCACGCCGUCGCGGCGAUCAGCAAGGCUAGGUUCGACUCGCCAGCACCUCGCAUUCGCAAUGGGAACCGCCCUCCAAGUUUCAGCCGUCAGUCAUCACAGCAGCAACUUGACGAAAACGCUUUCCCAGGGUCUCAGCAGAGCAUGCAGAGCUUUGCGUCUGAGUCUAGCUACAACAUGAACGGCGACUCAGCAUACGCAACUCAGAAUGGCCCACACUUCUCACAUAUGGGUAGCCAAAACGAAUUUCAAGAGCCUCCGAGGAAGCGGGUACGCCAAACACCCAGCAUCAACCUGUCUCAACAGACCGACGCAUUCUACGAUAUGCGAGAGCCUUCGCCCACUGAGCCAAACGACUCAUUUGUAUACCAUCAACAUGCUCAAAACACUCUACAAGACGAUGUAGUCCCAAUGCCAUUACCACCACUUCCGUUUUCGUCAAGCCAACCAGCUGAAUCGAAACGUGCACUUCUAAUGUCUCUGUUUAUGGAUCAGACCAGGAAUGAGUUUAGCCGCCACGAAGCCUUCGUCAGUCUCUCAGGGGAAGAUCUUGACAUGCCUAUUGAUAAUACUGCACAUACUGCUCUACAUUGGGCCGCAACACUAGCGCGCCUUCCGUUAUUAAGAGCUCUUAUCAACAGCGGGGCAAGCAUAUACCGAGUCAACAACGCCGGCGAGACCGCACUGAUGCGCGCCUGUGCUGUUACGAAUAACCUUGACUUUAGCGCCUUCCCUGAUCUCCUCGAGCUAUUAGGUCCUACUAUUGAGAUGAAAGACGGUCGUGGCCGAACAGUACUUCAUCAUAUCGCUGUCACAUCCGCUGUGAAGGGCCGUAGCCAGGCCAGCAAAUACUACCUCGAGUCUCUGCUGGAAUUUGUCGUCCGACAAGGCAGUGCGCCAAGUAGCCAGCAGAUGUUCCUUGGCCAAGCACCGACGGUUAAAUCUAUGGGCAUCGGACGCUUCAUGUCGGAGAUUGUCAAUGCCCAGGACAAGUCGGGAGAUACAGCUCUGAAUAUUGCCGCUAGAGUGGGUAACAGAAGCAUCAUCUCGCAACUGCUAGAGGUUGGAGCCGACGCGGGUAUCCCCAACCGCGCAGGUCUUCGCCCAGUUGACUUUGGCAUCGGCGACCCAACAGAGGUAGGCGAGAGGCCUAGCACCACUGUAGAUAAAUCUCUCAACAAGGCAACUCGCGAGAACAGCGGGGAUGUCAUUUCUUCAAUAACCACCCUCCUCUCCCAAACCGAAGCCGAGUUCGCCCAAGAGAUGACCGCCAAACAAUCAGCCAUCGACUCCAUCCACACCCAGCUACGCUCCUCCUCCGCCCACCUCGGCGAAGAGCGCCGCCGCCUCGAGCGCCUCCAGCAUCUCGCCAAGGCGCGCGACGAGCGUAAAUGCAAGAUCACUAAUCUCCGUCGCGCAGGCGACGAGGAGGCCUUCCGUCUGCAGCAGAUCAAGGCGCAGCACACGCCGCUGGCGGGGCAGAGCGAGGACAUGUACCUCGGCGAGGCGGACGUGGCGUUUGCUUGCCUGCCCGAGAACGUGGGACCGGAUGAGGUGCUGAGGAAUCCGGCGCUUGUGGCGACGAUUCCUGGACAUGGAACGCUGAGAGCGAGGGUCGCGGCAUAUCGUGCUAAUAAUGAGAGGUUGGAGAGGGCGGUGGGGGAGCUGAGGAGUAAAUCCCGCGAGCUGGAGGUGAAGUACCGCAAGACUAUCAGCUUGUGUACGAGGGUGCCGGAGGAGAGGAUCGAUGAUGUGCUUGAAGGGCUUUGGAGGGCUGUAGAUAGCGAGGGGGGCGAUGUGGAGUUGGGCCGCGUGAGGGAAUUUUUGACGAGGGUUGAGGGGGUUGAGUAAGAGGAGGAUUAUGAUGGGAUGGAUGGGACUGUGAGAGGUUGUACAUAUAAUGUGCUGGUGACGACUGUGGGUUGGCUUUUUGCAUAUUGCGCGUGUCUGUUGGAGUGGCGUACUGCCCGUGUUUUGGAUAUUGUUACGGGUGUCGGUGUUGGAUAUGGCUUGGAUCGGAGGUUUGGAAAAUACGAAUUGAAUCACCGUCUUGAUAUAUCACUUGCUGUUUUCAGAUCGAAUGUGUUUUGUGAAGG